CCAGGGGCUGCAGUGGAGGUCCCACAGCCCAGCACCGGUCCCACCCAAACGCUGCGGGCUAGCGCUUGCCCCGCGAUGGGGCCGAUAAGGUGCAGGAAGGCUGCGGGGCACGGAACGGCCUCAUCCUGCACCUCUGCCAGCGUGGCCCUGGCUGCCGGCCAGGAGUGACCUCGACUCCAGCAUGGAGCGAUCCUGCCCACCCUGUUCCCACACGGGCCAGGCCCUGGCGCAGGCUGGCAUUCCUGACACGAGGUCAGGGGCCUGCUGCCGAGCGUGACCCCCCCCCCCCCCAGCAGCCCUUUGUAGGGCUGCUGCUGUUUGGGAGGUGCUGGGUGCCCGCAGGGGCUCAGCGCCACGGGGCACUCACUCGGUAGGAGUUCACCGCCCUGGUGCUGAGCCCAGGUGUGAUCCUGGUACCGGCAUGGCCGUGCCCCUGUGAUGCUUGUCCUCCUUCCGUGUUUUUUCCUCUUGAAAUGUGAGAGCAAAGGUCGGCAAAGGCCACCAGGGAGGGUUGUGUUUGCAGAACAGAGCACGUUACUGACCCUCCGCGACUUCCUGCCACCAGGAAGUUCCUACCUUAAAAAAGAAACCAACACUUUGUCCCCAAAGGCCACAAAAGAAGGAGAGGAGCAGGGCAGUGCCCCGAAGCACCCGCCCCAGUGGCGGUGUGGCCGGGAGGGACCCCUCCUUGGAGGGAAGCCCCGGCACCCUGCCCCGCCGGCGGGGCUGCAGCCCAGCUUUCCUGGAAGGUGGCCUUUGAAACCGUGCCGGCAUUUCCUCAAAGACGCUGUGGGGGAAAGUCCCCGCAGUGCCGUUCCCAGGGCCGGGGCCAUUUCCAGGGCCUGCUGCCUCCCAUAAAACGCCGGGCGGGCGGCAGCAGGCAGCAGCUGGCACGGGCAGACGGGCACAUCACAGCAUGGGCAACUGGCUGGUCAACCACUGGUUCUCGGCCGCCGUCCUCGCAGCAUGGCUGGGCAUCAACGUCUUCCUCUUCACGUACUACUUUCUGUUCUUCGACCAGGAUGAGCGGUACUUCUACACCAGGGCCAUCCUUGGGUCUGCCUUGGCGUGGGCCCGGGCAUCGGCCAAGUGCCUCAACUUCAACAGCAUGCUGAUCCUGCUGCCCGUCUGCCGCAACCUGCUCUCCUUCCUCCGUGGGACCUGCUCGUGCUGCAGGCGAACGCUGCGGAAGCAGCUCGACCACAACCUCACCUUCCACAAGCUGGUGGCCUACGCGCUGGCCCUGUUCACAGCCGUGCACACCAUCGCCCACCUCUUCAACCUGGAGCGCUACAAUGACAGCCAGCAAGCCACCGACGGCAGCCUCGCUGCCGUCCUCUCCAAGAUGCACCUGCAGAACAGCAACAAGUGGCUGAACCCCAUCCACUCCAACCAGACGACCGUUGAGUACGUGGCCUUCACCACCAUCCCGGGGCUGACCGGGGUCAUCAUCACACUGGCGCUCAUCCUCAUGGUCACGUCCUCCACCGAGUUCAUCCGUAGGAACUACUUUGAGGUCUUCUGGUACACGCACCACCUCUUCAUCAUCUACUUUGCUGGCCUCGUCAUCCACGGCAUCGCCGGGCUGGUUCGCGGGCAGACAGAGGACAGCAUGGAGGAGGUGCACCCGCGGCGCUGUGCCGAGUACCUGGUACACAAUCACGAGGAGUGCAGGCACGAGUGCUGCAAAAACCCCGAGUUCAGCAGCAUCCCUGCAGAGUCCUGGAAAUGGGUUCUGGCCCCCGUCCUCCUCUACGUAUUUGAACGGAUCCUGCGGGUCUGGCGUGCACGGCAGAAGGUGGUCGUCACCAAGGCGGUCAUGCACCCUGCCAGAGUGCUGGAGCUGCAGAUGCAGAAGAAGGGCUUCCGCAUGGAGGUGGGACAGUACAUCUUCGUCAACUGCCCCGCCAUCUCCCUCCUGGAGUGGCACCCCUUCACCCUCACCUCGGCGCCCGAGGAGGACUUCUUCUCCAUCCACAUCCGGGCAGCCGGGGACUGGACCGAGCGCAUCAUUGACACCUUCCAGCAGCAGAAGCCGGAGAUGCCCAGGAUUGAGGUGGACGGCCCUUUCGGCACGGCCAGUGAAGACGUGUUCCGGUACGAGGUGGCCAUGCUGGUGGGAGCAGGCAUCGGUGUCACCCCCUUCGCCUCCAUCCUGAAGUCCAUCUGGUACAAGUUCCAGCAGGCUGACCAGACCCUCAAGACCAAGAAGAUCUACUUCUACUGGCUCUGCCGGGACACGGGCGCCUUCGCCUGGUUCAAUGACCUGCUCACCUCGCUGGAGCAGAAGAUGGCCGAGUCCGGCAAGGCAGACUUUCUCACCUACCGGCUCUUCCUCACCGGCUGGGACACCAGCAUCGUGAGUUGGCUGUGGGUGGGCACGACGGCAAGGCGGGGACGCCUUGUAGCUGAGCCCAGGAGGAAAGGCGGGGCGAGCGCAUUAACGGCUCGCAGAGGCACAGAGGUUUUUCCUCUCAGGCAUUUGGUGCUCCUCCAGGGGAAGGGACUCGCGGGCGGGCGGGCUGGUGGUGGCCGGGGUCCUCACCGUCCCUGCUCCGUGCAGGCCAACAACGCGGCGCUCCACUACGACACUGCCACGGACACGGUGACGGGCCUGAGACACAAAACCAUCUUUGGGCGGCCCAUGUGGAACACCGAGUUUUCAGCAGUGGCCACGGCCCACCCCAGGUCAGAGCUGGGACACGGGUGCUUGGGGUGCUGGUGUUUGGAGGUCUCCCCUCCUCCCCAGCACCCACAGCCCCUCGCUGCAUGCAGGUCGGUGGUCGGUGUCUUCCUGUGCGGGCCAGGGGCAUUGGCAAAGGACCUGCAGAAGUUCUGUCACCAGCACUCCAGCCUGGACCCCAGAAAGGUCAAAUUCUACUUCAACAAGGAGAACUUCUAAGUGGGAGCCAGGCUGGGACCGCAGCCGUUGGAGAACGGACAGCCUGCUGCUCUCGCAUCUCUUUUUGGAGCAAGUCUGCCUGACCAGGGACGAGCAUCAGCUGAAAAACACAUGCAUCGAAACCAGGCAAGACAGCAAGGCCCUCCUUCACAAGGAGAAACUCAAGGUUCAAAGACUGCUGCCUUCUUGACCCAGCCUACAAAGGGUUCCUGUGAGGGGAACGAGCCCAGCGCACGGCACAGCCCACGGGGAGACCAGAGGCACGCGUUGCGGUGGUGGCACUGGGGCAGCACAAAGGCUCAGACCAGCCAGAGGCAGGGGGGGCGCCCAGCGGGCUGGGCAGAGCGGGUGGGAGAUGGGACACGCCGAGCAGGCACCGGGGACCACGCAUGCCCCUCGGGGUUUAAACAGUCCUUUCCAUAUAAACUGGUAAAUUAAACUUGCUUUCCUUUGCAAUAAAAGGUGGUGGCUCAGUCUGUGCAGGUAAAGGGGGGCAAACAGUGGGCUCCCUUCAUACGGGGCUGCCGCAAAAAGGCGGGGUUUGUAAUAAACCCUCCGGGGUAAAGCGUAGGACGUUGGGGCUGCCUGCCUGCCGGCCCUCUUCCCGCACAGGGGCUCAGCAGUACCAGCGAGCCAAGCUUGCACCGUCCACCGGGCACAAACCGGUGCACAGACAGACUUUAAAUGCACGGGCAAAUUCUGCUCAAGCACAUGCAGAGAGGAGGGAAAAAACACCCUCCUGCAGCAGGCAGGUAUGGUAAGCGAUACAGCAAUCGGAUAUGGAGCCCUUCUGCCCUUGCUGGCGGGAACAGAAAGCUGAGCCCCGCAGCAGGGCGCUCAGCCCGUACCGUGGGACGCUCGCUGCUCUGUCCUUGGGCCCACGGGCUGCCUUCAUCAGCCAGACACCUCCUCCCUGCAGUCUGCUUGCCUGGUUCGGUGGCAAGAGUCAUCUUCCGGCAGGGAAACACAAAAUGACAGUACCUUUGCUGCAACGCAUGCACGAAGCCCUCAGGAAGGCAGACGGAAUCCGGCUCCAGCACUUGCUGCCCACGCCUGGUCUCCCAUCAGCCUCCCCAGGUGACAAUUUCAGCUUCCUGCAGGCUGCUGUGCAAGCGCCUCCCACCACACGCUGCCCCUGCUCAGUCCACCAACCUAGGAUGCUUUCUACCGUAUUCCUAGCGAACAUAUAGGAAAUCCCAAGAGUAUUUCUGGCCCUAUUGCUGGGAAAAGA
This is a messenger RNA of Cygnus olor (mute swan), 4133 nucleotides long. RefSeq names its product NADPH oxidase 1 (gene NOX1). Gene Ontology annotation, cellular component: plasma membrane; NADPH oxidase complex. Gene Ontology annotation, molecular function: superoxide-generating NAD(P)H oxidase activity. The transcript has 11 exons. Lineage: Eukaryota; Metazoa; Chordata; Aves; Anseriformes; Anatidae. The record is from RefSeq and is a predicted model, not a curated record. Bases 917 to 2902 code for a protein of 661 amino acids. Gene Ontology annotation, biological process: defense response; superoxide anion generation.